Messenger RNA from Moneuplotes crassus, 807 nucleotides. The record is from the annotation of a GenBank genome assembly. NCBI's taxonomy places the organism in Eukaryota, Ciliophora, Spirotrichea, Euplotida, Euplotidae.
AAAUAAACUAAAAUGUCCUCAAAUAGAGCCCUCAAAACCCACUCUGAACUAACAAUCCACAAGAAAAGUGAAGAACUUAUCCAGAAGUACUACACUGCUAUUAUCCAGAAGCACCGCAGAUAUGAGAUCAAUUGGAGAAUCUGCGCCCGCAUGCGCCAAGUCAUGGACCUAGACCUGAUCAAGGAGCUCAAGUUCCCAGGAAUUUGUAGUGAAGAUUUUAAUAAGAGCUUGGAGGUUAUGCUGUUUAGACAUGUUAUGAAGAAUAAGAGGUUUAAAGAGUUUUUUAGGAAUUUUAAUUUUAGAGUCAAGGAAUUUUCGAUUAGCAGUUAUUGGCCAGUAGAAGCGAGUUGGAAGUACCCAUGGAUUUUUAGAGGGAUAACGAAGAUUGUUUCGCAGACUUUGAAGAAGGUGAAGAUUCAGUAUUUUAGAAUACCGUAUAAGCAUUUUGUGGCUGUGAUAUUGUCAGGGCCUCUAAUGGAAUCGCUGACUUUGAGUAAUGGGGAGAUUAGAGAAGGAGCGAUCAGUAAAAGAAUUAAUGGCAAGUCUUCUCUUAAGGAACUCUGGAUGGCAAGUUUGAUGAUUUAUGCAAAUGAUGAAGAUGAUAAGAAGGAUAAAUCUGAUCCAAACAAUAUUAUAAAAAUGAUGAAAGACAUCUGCUUCCUACCUUGCAUUGAAUCUCUGACAUUUGUUCAUAUCCGUGACUGCUGUAUUGCUCCCUCAAAAAUUAAAACUUUGAAAGAAAAGAAAGAGUUUGAGAGAAUCAAGUUUACCGUUUAUAAAACAACAAAGAAAUCCAUAAUUGGAUAA